AUGAUUCUUGGUGAUGUUGAAGAAAUUGUUACUUCUGUAGAAAUUGAUGAUGAAACUUAUGAAGAGAUUGUCCGGGUCACAUCUGCUCCUGAGUGCUCCACGGACGCAUCAGGAAAGUUCACUUGUGCCACAGCAGAUUGUGGCUCUGGCCAAGUCUCAUGCAACGGUAACGACGCAGUUCCGCCAGCUACAUUAGUAGAAAUCACUAUUGCUCCGAACGGGGGUCAAGAUUUCUACGACGUUAGUCUUGUUAACGGCUUCAACUUACCCAUGGCCGUGGCUCCACAAGGUGGCACCGGCGAGUGUAAGGCCUCAACUUGCCCUGCCGAUGUAAACGCGGUGUGCCCGGCUGAGUUACAAGUGAAGGGAUCAUAUGGAAGCGUAAUUGCGUGUGCGCUCGGAGGUCGGGUCCCACAUAGGAGCAGAGGUUGGUCUUCCAUUCACGGUUUAUGUGUCUGUGGCUAUGGUUGA
Molecule: messenger RNA, 471 nt
Organism: Prunus avium (sweet cherry)
Lineage: Eukaryota; Viridiplantae; Streptophyta; Magnoliopsida; Rosales; Rosaceae
Source: RefSeq, a predicted model, not a curated record